Molecule: messenger RNA, 905 nt
Organism: Protopterus annectens (West African lungfish)
Lineage: Eukaryota; Metazoa; Chordata; Ceratodontiformes; Protopteridae
Gene: AKIRIN2
Product: akirin 2
Exons: 7
Coding region: 336-905 (189 amino acids)
Biological process (GO): positive regulation of transcription by RNA polymerase II; positive regulation of innate immune response
Cellular component (GO): chromatin; nucleus
Molecular function (GO): transcription coregulator activity
Source: RefSeq, a predicted model, not a curated record
UGGAUAACGUAUCCAUAAUAUGAUGUCUAGCGUUUUUUAAACGCCAUGUUGAAGCAGGUUACGUGGGGGUCUGUUUUUGUGUGAAAGGGUUUUAACUAUGUUAAAAUAUCUGUCAUCAUCUGUACCAUGGUAGCGGUCUGACAUCAGUUUCAUGCCAAGUUCUGUGCAUCCUAUAUUAAAGUUUAUGGCUGAUGUGUGAAUCGAAGAAUUUGGAGAUAUUCAUUUGCAAAAAAUAUACAGAAAUUGGGAAAAGGUAGUUGAACCACUGUUGCUUUUAAGCGUCCUUCCCCUUCCUGUUUGGCAGUUAACUGGGUUGUUUAGUGGACUUGAUAAUUAUGGCUUGUGGUGCCACUUUGAAAAGGACUAUGGAUUUCGAUCCACUAUUGAGCCCGGUGUCCCCCAAAAGACGGCGUUGUGCGCCAUUAUUGACCCCGGGAUCCUCUAGUACUUCUUCUCCCCAGAAGUAUCUUCGCUUGGAGCCGUCUCCUUUUGGCGAAGUCACUGCGAGACUUACCACAGAACUUGAAAAUAAUUUGUACAGACAGUUUCGAUUACUUUGGCAAAGACGCCAUCUAGAGGCAUGCUUUAAGAAGUGUGACUCGUGCUGUCAGAAGAUGUUUCUGACAGACGCCAUACCCCCAGUGUCUUUCACCACAGGUUGCGUACUUGGGGGUAACUCCACUGUAGUAUUAUCACCAUCUAAAAAAGAUCAGCCUCUUUUUACCUUAAAACAAGUUGGAAUGAUUUGUGAACGUUUAUUGAAAGAACGUGAAGAAAAAAUCCGUGAGGAGUAUGAAGAAAUUUUGACAUCAAAACUUGCAGAACAGUAUGAUGCGUUUGUGAAGUUCACACAUGACCAGAUUAUGCGACGAUAUGGAGAACAACCUGCAAGUUGUAAGUAUUAA